Eriocheir sinensis (Chinese mitten crab) is the source of this 4492-nucleotide messenger RNA. It is a transcript of the gene Mat89Ba, whose product is annotated as nucleolar protein 6-like. The record is from RefSeq and is a predicted model, not a curated record. Gene Ontology annotation, cellular component: small-subunit processome; CURI complex; UTP-C complex. NCBI's taxonomy places the organism in Eukaryota, Metazoa, Arthropoda, Malacostraca, Decapoda, Varunidae. Bases 125 to 3676 code for a protein of 1183 amino acids. Gene Ontology annotation, biological process: rRNA processing; tRNA export from nucleus. The transcript is spliced from 22 exons.
CAGUGUAAUCUCAGCUGACAAGACGACGAAGGGAACCCGCGCCCCAGACUCAGCCCCGCGGCGCCCACGUGGGGAGGUAAACAAACCCUCGCCAGGCAGGAGGUGGUCCGUACGCUGGUUUGCCAUGAAGAGUAAGGCGAAAAUUGACGAGAUCAUGGAGGAAGAUGAAAGUGAAGAUUUUGGCUUUGUUGAUGAUGAUGAGGAGGAGGAGGAGGAGGAGACUGAGGAUGAGCUGGAUGACAACACCACUGAGGUACAGGAUGAACACAAUGAAAACAACAAGAGAACUCAGCGAGAACAGGGUGGCAAACACAGCAAAUUGGGAAAAGUUAAGGAGGGUCACAGUAAUUUGUAUAAACCACCAACUAUGGAUGAGCUAAACAUGCUCAGAGAAACUCAGAUGCUGUACCAUUCCAAUCUCUUUCGCAUGCAGAUGGAAGAAGUGUUGAGUGAAGUUAGCCUGAAGGAGAAGCGCCAUCAGCAGUUUUCCCAGUGGCUGACCAAACUUUCAUCGCACCUCACCUCCCUGCCUGAGUCUUCCUCCCUUGAGUUGAGUGACAAGAAGAAGAUGGUCAGGAAAGGCAUUCAUGAUCCAAUGUUGAAGACGAUGCCCAAGGUCACGGGAAGUUUCAUAUUUGCUCCACCAGAAAAAGUAGAAGUCGUUGGUUCCUUCGCCUCAAGCACAAUCACAACUUUGAAUCCCACAAUUGACGUUAUGAUGAUUCUUCCAAAGAAGUGUAUCAAUGCAUCUGACUGGCGAAAUGGAAGGUGGCUGACAAAACGUGUGAAAUAUUUAUCAUGGAUUGCUGAGAACUUAGUAAAUAAAACUGACAUUGUCCAGAAACAAAGUUGGACUACACAUUUAGGAGCAUCCUGCAGACCUGUGUUACAGGUGACACCUUCAGGAGAGCUUGGAAAGAAGUGGAAAGUAAACUUAUACCCCGUGCCAGACCAAGAAAACUUGAAAAUAUCGCGAUUCUCACCUGAACGGAGCAACCUUCAGCCAAAGUGGUUCUUCCCUGGAGAUGUUGAAAGUAAUAUUGAUGAGCAACCUUCCACACCUUAUUACAACUGGGCCUGUGCUGUUGAUGUAGUAAUGCAGCAGCACCAGCAGCUGGUUAUGGACCAUUUAGGAGGCAAAACCAACCUUACCCAAGGGAUAAAGCUAAUUAAGGUUUGGUUGGCCCAGCGAGACCUAGACAAGGGAAUGGGCAGCUUUUCUGGUCACAUGGUCACCAUGUUUGUGAUUCAUCUUUUACAGUCACAUAAAAUCAGUUCACAGAUGUCUCCAUAUCAAGUGUUUCGCAAUGCAGUGCUCAACAUCAGCUCUACUGACUGGAUUGUGAAAGGAAUUAGCAUGUGCCCUACACAAGACGAAAAGCCAUCAUUGGAAACCCUUCACCAAUUAUAUGAGGUGGUGUUUGUUGACCCAUCUGGCUUCAUCAACUUGACAGCCAUGAUGGUUGCUGCAGAUUACCAGAGGAUUCAGCAUGAGAGCCAGCUAGCAAUAUCUUUCCUGGAUUCCUCGUCUGUUGAUAGUUUUGAAUCCCUUUUCAUAAAAAAGGUUGAGACAUUACAGAUGAGUGACCAGCUUGUAUCUAUAAGAUUAAAAAAGGAAGAGGGAAUACAAGCACUUAUGAAGAAAAAAAGCAAACACCUCGAAGACACUAUGGACAUGCUGGGCGAUGUAAGGCGAGUGUUGUGGUCUUCAGUGUUGGCGGUACUGAAUGAAGGUCUUGGGGACAGAAAAGUUCUCCUUGCACUUAAGAGAGAAGCUUCACACAUUUGGCCACUAGACCAGCCGCCUCCUCAGCACUCAUGGUCGUUAGAGUUGGGAUUGAUCCUUGACCCUGUCACAGCAUGGGCGCUGCUGACUAAGGGACCCUCAGCGGAAUCUCCUGAAGUUGAAAAUUUCAAGACAUUUUGGGGUGAGCAAUGUUCACUGAGAAGAUUUCAGGACGGAAGUUUCCACGAAGCCGUGUUGUGGGGCAGCCCCAGUCUGUCUCAGGCCCAGCGCCGCUUAAUACCAGAAAAAAUAUGCAAAGAUGUACUAUACCGUCACUUUGGGGUUAAGGAAGAAAAUAUCCUCUAUGUAGCCAAGCAAACAGAGAGCAUCCUUCAUUGGCCUGAAUAUAAAAUGUCUUUUGAAUAUUCAACUGGAGAGGAAGCUACACUUCAGGCCAUACAAGCUUUUGACUCCUUAUCAAGACAGCUGCGUUCACUGGAUCUCCCUCUGAAGAUUACAGCUGUUCAGCCAAAGUCCGAUGUAAACAGACAUACAAGAGUUUUUCCACCUUUGGCAAAAGCAGUGCCAAUAUCAGGACAGAUCGUUGAAGUGGCUGAAGAUCACCUGCAGUUUUCAGAACAGGACGGCCCAAGUGCAAUAUUCAAAUAUGCAAUGGAAGUUGUUAUUUUCCUGGAAAUAAGUGGAAAAUGGCCAGAAGACUUGGAUGCUAUCAAGGCCAUAAAAGCUGAGUUUCAUGGCAAGAUGUGUGACAUGCUUCAGAAGGAUGGCAUCACAGCUGUUGUCUUUCCAGGCUUUCUACAGAUUCUCUGGAUGGGAUAUUUCUUCCGUGUGCAAGUGUGUUACUUGCGAGAAAUCUACCUGCAGCGCUUAGUACAGACUUCUGCGGGGGAUUGGAAGGAACAGGAGACUGCUGCUGCCUCACAAUUAGAACUAGAGAUAGAGAUAUUGCCAAGAUUAACAACGGCUAUAGCAAGCAUCCAAGCAGAUCAUCCAAGCUUCAGUGGUGGGGUGCGGCUUUGCAAGCGAUGGGCAGCAUCACAGCUGCUCACACCUCAUAUCCCCAGCAUUGCUGUGGAGCUCUUGGUGGCCCAUUUGUACCUGAGUCCAGCCCCCUAUACUCCUCCUCACACCCCACACAUAGCCUUCCUACGGUUCCUCAGACUUUUAGAACAAACAGACUGGAAGACUACUCCCUUUCUUGUGAACUUAAAUGAUGAAUUUUCAGUUGGGGAUGUGGCAGAACUUAAUCGACGCUUCACCUCCCAACGAGCAACUCUGCCUCACAUGUUUUUGGUGACCCCGUAUGAUCUUCGGCCAGCGCCAAAAACUGAUGCUGCUGGCUCCCUCGAUCAGCGGUAUAAGCAGGCCUCCCUGUGGACUAAGGGAUCAGUAUCAUUGCAAAUAUUAUAUCGCUGUAAGCAAUUGGCUGCUGCUGCAUUUGCCUACUUGAACAGCAAUCUUUUGAGUGUUGAUAUGGAUAUAAAGACCAUUUUUCGGCCAAAUUUCAAUGACUUCAAUGUUACAUUGGAGCUAAACAUCAACAAGCUAAAUCGCCGCUGUGAGGCUAUAGACUGGCUGCCAAAGAAGUCAUUGAAACUUAGGCAAUAUGAAAAGAAACCAGGAGAAGUGAUGCCCAUUGUGAUGUUUGAUUGUGCCCAGUUGUACCUGAGGGAUCUAAAGGAUGCAUUCAGCCACUUAGCUUUGUUCUUCUAUGAUGAGCAUGGAGGGGAAUCCAUUGGUGUGGUAUGGAAGCCUCAGGCAUUCAAGAUUCAGGAACUGAAGGUUGGAAAUAUGGAAAGUCAUCAGUUGGUUGGAGUCAAAGAAGUAAAACAAGUGCCAAAUUUGGAAGCAAUUCUGGAGGACUUUAACAUUCUUGGUGCUGAUCUUGUUCACAGAGUUAGUGUGAAAAAUGCAGAAGUGUCAGUUUAGUUUCAUGUUAUGUUGUACAAAAUCUCAUACAAAACCUGAGGACUUUUUACAAUUGAGUGAAAUUAUUGUUACUGUACCAGUAUGUUUAAUCUCAAAUGUACAAGAAAAAUAUAAGAUCACUGUAUAAAAACACUAUUAAUCAGAAGUUUACUAUAUGUUUACAUAAUUUUAAUUAACCUCUACUGCACUCAAAAAUGGCUAUUAGUGUACAUAUGUAUUAUCUUCCCAUAGUGCAACCACUGAGCGCCAGGGAUCAAACCCGCGCCUUCUCAGUUUAAGUCAGGGCAGCAAACCAAUUGAACCACUAAUAAGCUAAAUGGUCACUGCACCAGAGGUCACUUCUGAGGCCUAUACCUGACACCCCAGCCCUCAAGGUGGACAUGGAGGUAAGGUGACCCCGCUCACACUCAUAGUAGCUGAAGACAAAGCUGUCUCCAGCUACCUUGGGUGAGAGCGGGGUCACCUUUAUGUCUACAGUGCUAGGCUGGGCCUGCAGAAGUGGCCUCUAGCGCAGUGACCUUCCAGCUCAUCGGUGACUCAGUUGAUUUGCUGCCCUGACCUCAGAAGGCCCAGAUUUGAUCCCUGGCACUCAGUGGUGUUGCAUUAUGGGAUUUUUUCACUGCAUCAUUGGUUUCUCUAAUUCUUAUUAGGUUAAUGCUACAUCAAUUAUUUUCAAGGAUACCCUGAAAAUUUUUAUAUGAGCUGCAAUGUACUUUUUAACUGAAGAACAUCAAUUAUUGUUUAUUGGAAAUAAUACAAAAGAAUGUUUAUAGAAGCAAACUUGUCCAAAUUUAUAACAAUAAAGAAUGUCAGGCA